AUGAUUGCGGAACGGCGAUCCUCUGGUGAUGCUCACGAUGACAUGCUGGAUGCUCUCUUGAGAAGCGGUGAUGACGGGACCAGGGAAAAGAUUAGCGAUGAGAAGAUCAUUGACUUGCUCAUCGCCCUCAUCUACUCCGGAUACGAAACCAUGUCGACCACUUCGAUGAUGGCUGUCAAGUACCUAUCGGAACAUCCGCGGGCCCUCGAAGAACUUAGGAGAGAGCAUCUUGAUAUCAGGAAGGGAAAAUCGCCGGACGAAGCCAUCAGCUACGAUGAUUUCAAGUCCAUGGCCUUCACUCGAGCUGUCAUUUUUGAGACGCUAAGAUUAGCCACAGUUGUGAAUGGACUGCUGAGGAAAACUACCAAGGAUGUAGAAAUGAAUGGGUAUGUCAUUCCAAAAGGCUGGAGAAUCUAUGUUUACACAAGGGAGGUAAACUAUGAUCCGUUCAUGUAUCCUGACCCGAUGACCUUCAAUCCGUGGAGAUGGCUGGAGAAGAACAUGGAAUCGCACCCGCACUUCAUGUUGUUCGGAGGGGGCGGCCGGAUGUGCCCCGGGAAGGAGGUGGGAACUGUCGAGAUCACGACUUUCCUCCACUAUUUCGUGACCCGAUAUAGAUGGGAGGAAGAAGGCAAGAACACAAUCUUGAAAUUUCCCCGGGUCGAAGCGCCCAACGGGCUGCAUAUCCGAGUUCAAGAUUACUGA
Molecule: messenger RNA, 705 nt
Organism: Triticum turgidum subsp. durum (durum wheat)
Lineage: Eukaryota; Viridiplantae; Streptophyta; Magnoliopsida; Poales; Poaceae
Source: the annotation of a GenBank genome assembly